CUCGCUCCGCUGCUAGCACCGUUAGCACUAGCAGGUUAGCCUCCAGCAGCUGUCGGUGGCAGUCAGUCAGCCCGUCAGUCCGAGUGCUGCUGCAUUUGUAAUCAUCAUCCUCCUCCUUCCCUCCCGUAGAAAAACCGUGGACGGCCGGGUUGUUUCUUCGGGAGCCAGCUGCCUCACCUCUUCGGGCUACCCGCGGUAAAAUAUUGUUGUCCUCGCCGUCACGACAGGAAGAAGCCCUGGGACAUGGCCAGACCAGAACAAGUGCUGGUGCUAGAGCCACAACACGAACUGAAAUUCAGAGGCCCGUUUACAGAUGUCGUCACUGCCACUCUGAAGCUCACCAACCCCACAGAUAGAAAUGUGUGUUUCAAAGUCAAGACAACUGCGCCUCGCAGAUACUGUGUGCGCCCGAACAGUGGCAUCAUUGACGCUGGAAACUCCGUCAAUGUUUCUGUUAUGCUACAGCCUUUUGACUACGACCCCAAUGAAAAAAGUAAACACAAAUUCAUGGUGCAGUCCAUGCUGGCUCCGUACGACAUGACUGACAUGGAAGGAGUUUGGAAGGAGGCAAAGCCUGAAGAGCUGAUGGAUUCAAAGUUGAGAUGUGCAUUUGAGAUGCCUCUAGAAAAUGACAAAACUCAUGAGAGUGAAAGCAAAACUGUGUCUUCCUCUGCCUCCUCUGUUAAGACUGAGCUCUCCGCUCUGCCCAAGUCGGCCAGCGCCUCACUGGAUGAUGGAGAGGUGAAGAAGAUCAUGGAGGAGUGCAAGCGGCUGCAGAUGGAGGUGCAGAGGCUACGGGAAGAAAACAAACAGAUCAGGGAGGACGACGGGCUGCGGAAGAGAAAGGUGACCUCAGUGGCCGCUUCUCACUCCUCUUCCAUGGCGACCUCGGCCAUGAGGGACGAAGGCCUAAGCAUCCGCAUCCUGGCGCUCUGCGUGCUCUUCUUUGUCAUUGGAGUCAUCAUUGGCAAGCUGGCCCUGUAGAGACACAGACAGACAGAGCACAGUGACGAACGGACGGAUGGCGUGCUCGGGGAGACACGUGUCAAUGACGGCAACGGGGAUGUCUUCUGGGUUUAUGUUGAUUUCUCUUUCUUUUUUUAACAUUUAAGGCAAUAUCAUUAUGGUUUGUCUGGAUGGAAAAUAAUUUAAUGUGUAAAAAGAAAACGAAAGAAGGCGAUCCCAAGUUAAACCAUGAGUGCGAGCGUUUUUGUCACAGGUCUUGCCUUUUUCUUUCUUUUUUUUUUGUGAAAUAAUCACCACCUCUGAUCUGUUCUUUCCGUCCAUCCCUCCUUCCUAAAUGAUCUUCCGCAACUUGCACAGAUAUCAGUUAGUGGUGUGUGGAAGUGGCUUCAUGCUGGCUGAAUGUCUAAAGUCUUUCAUUUAUUCUUUAUUGAUUCUCAAGUCUUCAAGUUCCUCACUCACGUUGUCUAUAAGAAAGCUCUAACACUCUGAUAAAUCUCUCUUCCACUUAUCACUGAAAAUCUGCUCAGAGAGGUGCACACAAGUGUUCAGUGAAUACUUUUUUUUUUUCCUGACUUAAACUCUAUGUUUUGUCUUCUAAACAUCGCCUGUAGAAGCCGUGUGUGUGUUUGUCUUCUUGAUUUUGCCUCUCCUGCAAGAGUGCUGAUGUGACUGCGUGUGGAUGUUUUAAUGUGAGGAGACCACAAACGGUGAAAUCACAGGCUGUUUUAGAACGAAGGAAGAGGGGUGGGUUUGAAAACAAAACUGUCAUCUGAACAGAUUUCCUGUACGCAACAGAAAACCGGGGGUGGUUGUUAAAAAGUUAAGACAAAAAACUUUUGAUCAGUUAAGUCGCUGACCAGAACAAGGAAUCAGUAGAAAUUCAUUAAAACAAAUAUUUAGGGUUACUUGUUAAAUUAUAACUCUGUAAAAUCAGGCUCAUAUUAAAGAAUCUAUGCUACACAGUGAUCUAGUUCAAACACAUAGUUGGAAUUGAGUUGAAUACAUCAGAUUUUCCCAGUUAACACUUGGAUUUUUUUCGACAAUUACUUCCUCAGGUUGAGAGAGAGGCACAAGAUGGAAAGGAGAAAAAAAAUCCCCCCCCCUUCAAGCAGAAUGAACUCAGACAUUUGCAAUAUAUAACACAGUAUGUAACAAUAGUUUUGGCCACCUUGUUUAAUUUUGCCCAUGGAGUACUGUAUUCGCGUCCUCUAGUGUAUUUCAGCAGAUGUUUGCUUUUUCCUUAUAUUACCAUGUAGCCACGAUGCUUCUGUUGUUUAUAAUAUUCAAAUGCACUAUAUUCAACUGUCCACUCUGCAGUCUGCAUGAAAUGACAUGGAUUUAUGAUUUUUAUUAUUAUUUGUUUGAGUGUUGAAGUUAUUUUAGCAAAACAAAAAAAAAAAAUCUGUCUUUUCAAAAGGGACCAUCUUGAGUCUGGUUUAUCAGUUUGCGUGUGUUUUUGUGUCCUUUCGAUUAUCUUUUUCUUUUUGUUUCCUGUUGGGCUCUGGUGGUUGUGAGAUAACUGAGACAACACAGCUGUAUUAUCUCGACUAUCACAUGACCAUCUAAGCAGGUUGUUUAAAAAAAAAAAAAAAGGAAAAAGAAUAAAUAUCUGUACUUUUCGUUGCCUGAGGGAGCUCGGGGAGCAGAGAAGUGGGAAUGUGGGCGGCUGGGAGGAGGACUGACCUGUGAAUACACACUACAUCAAAGAGGAAAAAAAAAAAAGGCAUCAGCGCUUCAGACCACACAUGCAAAGAUACAGUCACACAACAAUGUAAUCACACAGUAAUUGGAUACUCUUUUGUAUGUACAUAAAAAUAAAAAGACUUAAAAAGAUACUGGCAAAGUUAUUAACAUACUGUAGUAAAGGAAGAAAAUAAUUGAACAACCACCAUGGAUCAUGUAGCAUCAUAAUGAAUUAAAAUACAUAAACCCCCAA
Molecule: messenger RNA, 2902 nt
Organism: Morone saxatilis (striped sea-bass)
Lineage: Eukaryota; Metazoa; Chordata; Actinopteri; Moronidae
Product: vesicle-associated membrane protein-associated protein B/C-like
Exons: 6
Coding region: 244-984 (246 amino acids)
Biological process (GO): endoplasmic reticulum membrane organization
Cellular component (GO): endoplasmic reticulum membrane; plasma membrane
Molecular function (GO): FFAT motif binding
Source: RefSeq, a predicted model, not a curated record